AUGAAUUAAUCAGUUUUCGAAAAGCCCCAUGUAUUGCAGAGUAUAAGUGAAGCUGAUAAGUUAUAAUUUUACAAUAGCACACGCUUAUGGCAUACCAAAUUUAACUAUCAGCUUUUUGAUACAGAGGAACUUAAGAGUGUCCAUUUUGAAGACAAUAAAAAGUUUAUCAUGAUACUAAAAUCGAUUCAGAAUUUCAACAAGGAAGUAAGGAUACUCUUAUUACUCUUUUAGAUCUAAACAUCAUAAAAGUAAGGUAGAUUUGUUCCAACAAUGCCCACUCGUUACAAUUUUUACUAAAACAUAGUAAAUUUAUUAAGAGAAGCUGCAAUAGCCAAAGGGAGAGAUGCUUAAUUGAUUUUCUUAGACAAGGUCUAUGGAUAUUUUGUAUAGAACAACCGAGAAGUAAUGAAAACGUAAGACAAGGAAACAGGUAACACAACUUCAAGUGAUGAUACAAGAUUUAUCAUUUAGGAUCAGUCAUAGCCAUUACCAAGUAAAUAGAUUGAUGAUCAACUCAAGGAUUAUAAGGAAAAGAAAAGAACCAUGCACAAAAAUUGUGAUCCACCAUAAUUAAGAUUAAAAUUAUAUAAGAGAAGACAAUUUAACUAAUUGAAUAACAUCAUACCUCAAAUAUAAGCAAGGAGUACAUUCCCCAAGGUUGUCUCCUUGCCCCAAAAGGAAUAGGAUGAGAAUCUACAAUAGAGUUAAGAGUAAACAGACGGUGAAAUUGUGAUUGAUGGAGAUCUAUUAGGAAAUGAAGAUGAUGAAGAGAAGAAAAAGAAGGUUGUCAAUAUGGUACCUAAGAUAAAAGUAUUUUAAAAAGAUGAUGUAAACUUAGAAUUUACAGAUAUAAAUAAAUAGUUUGAAAAUAGAUAAAAUUAUUAGUUAUAUUAGCCAUCAAAUCAGGAAAUUGAAUUGAAUCUAUAAAAUAGAUGGAUCUAAUUUCGAUAGAAAGAAGCAGCAGAGAAGAAAAUGGAUGAAGAAAUUGUCAAUUCUAUGAAUGUUUGGUCUAAAAACAAAGCAAGAAUAGAAAAGGAAAUUGAUCGUAGAAUAGAUUCAUAACAUUAUGGCAGUAGAUAUGCUGAAAUUGAUAAAAAAAGAUCUUAAUCUGUUGGAUUAUCAUAUUAACCAGAUCCUAAAGUAGUCAAUCUAAAACCAUUACCAACCAUUAUACAAUCAUAAAAUAGAUAAUAUGAUUCAGUAAUUGAUAUAUCAUUUUUGGAAAGCAAGGCAUCUGCACAAAGAGUAGUAAACGCAAGAAGAACUUACAAAGAUAUAUUAAAUUUAAGUGCUAAUGAUGUUUAACCAGAUGAAUAACCACCUUCCCUAUCUAUUUAUGCAAAUAAACUUAGAUCCAAUUCACUUCAUAAUAAGUUCUCGCAAUUAUUACAAAGAAACAGUCCCACAAGGUUGAAUGAACAGAAUUUAUAAGAAGUAUUGGAUAUCAAAAAUAGAUUUGCUAAACAUAAGAUCCCAAUCUAAAUAAAUUCUUUGUUAUCUGGAAUUAUGGUACCUACAUAUCAAGAAGACUUUAACAAUAAACUUAUGGAUAUUGGCCAAUCUAUGUUGGCAAAUCCUUUUGAGGAGAAAAAAGGAAAAAAGAAGAAGAAGAAGAAGGAUUGA
Paramecium tetraurelia is the source of this 1623-nucleotide messenger RNA. RefSeq lists its product as uncharacterized. The transcript is spliced from 2 exons. NCBI's taxonomy places the organism in Eukaryota, Ciliophora, Oligohymenophorea, Peniculida, Parameciidae. The record is from RefSeq and is a predicted model, not a curated record.